UUCCCCGCCCACAAGCUUCCCCGCGCCGCGUCCCGCUCCCGCUUCGCUUCCCCCCUCCGGCUCCAUCCCGUGGCCUCCCCACCAACUCGCGAAUCAAAACCCGACUCCAUCCCGCCCGCGCGCCCUCGCCGUCGCCAUGGACGGCGGCUCCUCCAGCCUCCCCCUCCCCCACCCGCCGCCGCAGGUAUACCUCCGCCGCCCCGUGCCGCCGCCCGGCCCGCCGGUCACGGCUCCUCCUAGGGUCCACCUGUUCCGGCCCCCGGUGCCCAUCCCCAUCUUCUCCUCGAGGCCCCGCGCCGCCGCGAGGCCCCCGAUUCCUCCUGCUGCUGCUGCUCCAGCUCCCACUCCCGCGCCUCCUCCCCAAGUGGCCGCAGCGCCGGGGCCCCCUCGGCCGCCUCCUGCGGCCCCCACCUCCACCGACAUGCCGCCUCCUCCUCCGGAUCAGCCGCAGGCUGGUUUGAUGCUCCCGCCUCCGGCUCCUAAAGCGGCGGGGGAGGGGACACCCAUGCCCAACCCACAGCCGAAUGAGCAAAACAAUGGAGGAGAGACUGCUAAAGAUAAGGAGACUACCUCUGAACCAGUGAAAGUUAUCAAACGGGUAAAGAAGCUAAAGGUUUCUAAACAGAGCGUGGUCACCUCAGAUGGUUCAGGAGCAGUUGAAGGAGAUGCUGGGCCUUCAUUACAUUCAAUAAACCACUGCCGCUAUGACAGCUCGCUAAGUCUUCUCACAAAGAAGUUCAUCAACCUGCUUCAAGGAGCAGAAAAUGGAACCCUUGAUUUAAAUAAAGCAGCUGAGACGCUGGAGGUGCAAAAGAGGAGGAUAUAUGAUAUAACAAAUGUUCUAGAAGGUGUUGAUUUAAUUGAAAAAGGACUUAAGAAUAUGAUUCGCUGGAAGGGAUUUGACAUGUCGAAGCCUAAGGAGAUAGAAUGCCAAAUUUCCUCAUUGAAGGAGGAACUUGAAUCUCUUUAUGAUGAAGAGUCCAGGUUGGAUGAUGAAAUAAGGGAAGCAAAAGAGAAACUACAAGCCCUCACACUGGAUGAGGACAAAAGAAAGUCGUUAUAUCUUUUGAAGGAAGAUAUAAAUAAGAUUCCUCACUUUCAGGGAUCCACUCUUAUUGCUAUAAAUGCUCCUCAUGGAACAUGUGUUGAAGUUCCAGACCCUAAUGCGGAUCUGUACUUGUAUGGGGACCUGGGUUUGCAAGAGAAGCAUUACAAAAUUGUCUUGAGAAGCUCAAUGGGUCCCAUUGAUUGCUAUUUAAUAAGUGACCAACAGGAGAUAUUUAACCCAGAUCAGCAGGUGGCAGCGGGCAAAUUAGAACCUGUGAUCGCCACUGGCAGUUCUCAAGCUGUGCAGCAGAUGGAUUCUGAUCCAAAUCAGACACCAGAAAAGGGUCAGAGCAAUGCUGUUUGCACGCAUACAUCAGAACCUUCUAGAAAGCAUGAGAUCAUGUCUGGCAUUCUGAGAAUUGUUCCAUCAGAUGCUGAUGCUGACUCUGAUUACUGGCUCGCUUCCGAUGUCGAUGUUAGCAUGACAGAUGCAUGGGGUACAUAGAAGAUAGAUCCUCGGACUUACAGGCUCGUUGGUCCCUUAGAUAGACAAAAUAGAAUGACUCCAAAGUACACAGUUGCAAUGGGGUGAAUGCGCAUUGCAUCCCCCCUGGUCCAUGCUCUGGCCCCAUUAACCAACAAAGCAAAGGAUACAUGGUAGGCAGUAGAUCUUGUACAUUGGGAGCGUGAUUGUAGUUGUUACCCUACUUCAUUGUCAGUUGAGAUAGGGUCAGCAUGUGCGGUAGGUCUCAGCUUAAAUCAUAUUGGCCUUUACCUUCCUUUGAACAGAUUAUGUGUGUGUAUCAAGUUAUGAGGCAACACAAUCCGGAAGAAAGCCAUCAGCCUAUGCGUAUAUUUAUCUGGUCUUCGUUUAUUUGAAGAGCAGUAAUAUUGUAUAUCCUGACUAUCAAUGUCAAUUACCAAUAGCAGAUCUAUAGAGGCUAUAAAAUUGUUUUAACUUUUUUC
Molecule: messenger RNA, 2013 nt
Organism: Panicum hallii
Lineage: Eukaryota; Viridiplantae; Streptophyta; Magnoliopsida; Poales; Poaceae
Product: transcription factor E2FB-like
Exons: 13
Coding region: 137-1552 (471 amino acids)
Biological process (GO): regulation of transcription by RNA polymerase II
Cellular component (GO): RNA polymerase II transcription regulator complex
Molecular function (GO): protein dimerization activity; RNA polymerase II cis-regulatory region sequence-specific DNA binding; DNA-binding transcription factor activity, RNA polymerase II-specific
Source: RefSeq, a predicted model, not a curated record